Messenger RNA from Perognathus longimembris pacificus (Pacific pocket mouse), 658 nucleotides. RefSeq names its product PNMA family member 8C (gene Pnma8c). Lineage: Eukaryota; Metazoa; Chordata; Mammalia; Rodentia; Heteromyidae. Bases 1 to 600 code for a protein of 199 amino acids. The transcript is spliced from 2 exons. The record is from RefSeq and is a predicted model, not a curated record.
AUGCUAUUUGGUGUCCAGGACAUUGCACUGUUGGAACAUGGGUGUAAGGCCUUGGAGGUGGAUAGUUACAAGUCCCUGAUGAUUCUGGGAAUCCCGGAAGAUUGCAACCAUGAGGAAUUUGAAGAGAUCAUCCGGACACCCCUCAAACCUCUGGGCAAGUUCGAAGUGGCUGGGAAAGCUUUUCUGGAGGAACAGAGAACCAAGGCAGCCAUCAUCACACUGGAAGAGGAACUGGAUCAUGACCUGGUCCCCAGGGAGAUCAAAGGCAAAGGUGGGGUGUGGAAAGUGGUCUUCAUGCCCCCCAGGCAGGAUAUUGAAUUCCUGACCAAGCUCAACCUGUUCCUGCAGAGUGAGGGCAGGACAGUGGAAGACGUGGCCAGGGUCCUGAGGCAGGAGCUGUGCCCCACAGUGACAGAUCUGAGAGAGCCGCCUGCCAGGCAGUGCUGCCCACCACCUCCGCCUCGGGCCAGCCUGGAGGCGGGGGCCAGUGCCACGGUGGAUGAUGGGGAGAAGGACAGCAAGGCUGGCGACAGCAGGAGGAGCAAGAAGAAACCCAAGAAGAACCGCCGUCGGCACCAGGCCGCUGACAAGAAGCAGUGAGAUCCCUGCUUUUGUCAUAAGAAGUGGUAAUGAUUAUGUCAUCUGGAGGUACUAGUGG